CGCUCUGCUCUGCUGCAGAAGCAGCUUUUUAUUUUUGGCAUCUGACAUUAGAGCUCACCCUCCGCAACAUGGCAGGAGCAGCGGCGGCUCCACUGCGCCUCUGACCUCCUGCCUGAAAGCACCGAGCGCCUCCUCUCCCCGGCAUGGACCCGCGCCUGUAGCGAGCUGUAAGAAGAGAGCAGUUGUGUACAUUCGGCAGUGAACCGGCGUCGCUCCAUCAUGACGAAAGAAGAGGACAUCCCAGACUGGGUGGGAGCCAAGGAGUUCUACGACAAAUAUGAGCCCAAGGAGAUCCUGGGAAGGGGAGUGAGCAGCGUCGUGCGCCGCUGCGUGGACAAGCGCACGUCUCAGGAGUACGCGGUGAAGAUCAUAGACAUCACCCCCUCCGACAAGAUGUCUCCGCAGGAGAUCCAGGAGAUCAGGGAGGCCACGGUGAAGGAGAUCGACAUCCUCAAGAAAGUCUGCGGCCAGGACAACAUCAUCCAGCUCAAAGACUGCUAUGAAUCCAAAGCCUUCUACUUCCUGGUCUUUGACCUGAUGAAGAGGGGUGAACUUUUUGACUACCUGACAGAGAAAGUUACUCUGAGUGAGAAGGAAACCAGGAAAAUCAUGCGCGCUCUGCUGGAGGUGGUGCAGUUUCUCCACGCGCAGAACAUCGUCCACCGGGACCUGAAGCCGGAGAACAUCCUCCUAGAUGACGACAUGAACAUCAAACUUACAGACUUUGGCUUUGCUGUGCAGAUUCAGCCGGGCCAGAAGCUCAAAGAGGUCUGCGGUACGCCGGGUUAUCUCGCCCCGGAGAUCAUUGAGUGCUCGAUGGACGGAGGACAUGCAGGAUACAAUACAGCUGUGGACAUAUGGAGUUCAGGGGUCAUCAUGUACACGCUGCUGGCCGGCUCGCCGCCCUUCUGGCACCGCAAGCAGAUGCUGAUGCUGCGCAUGAUCUUGUCGGGAAAAUACGACUUCUCCUCCCCGGAGUGGGAGGACCGCUCAGACACCGUGAAAGACUUGAUCUCUCGGAUGCUGGUGGUGGAUCCAAAGCAGCGUUUCACAGCAAGGGACGUUCUCAACCACUCCUUCUUCUCGCAGUACGUGGUGGACGAGGUGCGACAGUUCUCUCCAUACAGGCGCUUCAAGGUCAUCUGCAUGACUGUGCUCGCCACAAUGCGAAUCUACUGCAACUACCGCCGCGCCAAGCCCGUCACCAAAGAGGUGAUCAAGAGCGACCCGUACGCCGUGAAGCCCAUCCGCAAGCUCAUCGACGCCUGCGCCUUCAAGAUCUACGGCCACUGGGUGAAGAAGGGCCAGACUCAGAACAGAGCCGCGCUGUUUGAGAACACGCCCAAAGCCAUCCUCCUGUCCAUCGCGGCCGAGGCCGACGAGCCCACGCACAACGUCUGGUAACAAACCCCGAAGGACCCACGAGGAACACUUUCUCUUUACAUCGUUUGGUAGAAAAUAUGAACUACGAAUCACCUAGGCUUAUUUGGAUUGUGAUUUUUGGACAGAAGUGGGACUGAUUUACCUCAAGAACUGCCUUUAAAUGUGGCAACAAGGAAUCCUCAGUCACGGCUCACUGAUGUGUUUUUAACUUUGCUGUUUGAAUUGUCUCUACGGUGAAUCAGGUGAAAACUGAUUUGUUUUUGUGACAAUAACUUAUUUUUAUUUUUCAAUUUCUCUCAGAGAUCAACCAUGUUCAUCCUGUUUGUAAUAUAGGUUUAAAAUUUAGAGCACUGUGUAACUUUUCCUCCUGAGGAAAAGUGUCUGAUCUAUGAAACCCAGGCUGUGCAACAUGUGGAAACCCAGUCGAGUUUAAAGAAGGCUGAAACUGUAAACCUGCAUACUUGAAAUGCAUUGACAGUCUAACUGUGUGAAUAUUUGCCCAUGAAGCAGGAUGUGCUGACCAGGGGACGUUGAAAACAUGAGCACUUUGUCGUAUGUUAGAGAAGUAUUUAUUAAAACCGA
Molecule: messenger RNA, 1965 nt
Organism: Salarias fasciatus (jewelled blenny)
Lineage: Eukaryota; Metazoa; Chordata; Actinopteri; Blenniiformes; Blenniidae
Product: phosphorylase b kinase gamma catalytic chain, skeletal muscle/heart isoform-like
Exons: 10
Coding region: 220-1404 (394 amino acids)
Biological process (GO): glycogen metabolic process; protein phosphorylation
Cellular component (GO): phosphorylase kinase complex
Molecular function (GO): calmodulin binding; phosphorylase kinase activity; ATP binding
Source: RefSeq, a predicted model, not a curated record